AACACAUGGAAAUCAAUCAUUGGCGAUGGAUAUCAGCAAAUAAUUGAUGGAAAACAAGGCUUGUUUUCGGUGUAGGGUACUGCUCUUGUCAAAACGGAUGCCCACGACCGAGCCUGGUUUGAUUUCUGCACAAACAAGAAAGAAGAAGAAAAAAAGAAAACAAGAGUAAACAUUUGCUUUUUCCUUUUGAUUUUCGAUAGCUGCAGUAAAAUUAGCAAAUUGCCUAGUGCAUUCGAAUAAGAAUAAAACCGUCUGUGAAUAAAGAGGCACACCCAGUUCGCACGAAAUAAAAUGUUACGAAAGUCGAGAAUGUAGUGAGAAAUCGGGCAAUUCUAUUGCGAACCGAGAACGACGAUACGAUCGAUUCUGCAGAGGAGGAUCUGAUAUUUAGGUGCAAACGAUCCCGACAUUCGUCCCAUGUAUUUUGCGACAAUCUUUAAAGUGUGUAAAAUGCUUUAUCAAUUGUUUUGGUUCCUUGCGGCGUGUUGCACGUUUGUCGUGAAUACCCUAUGGCUCUGCUGCAACUUUGCCUCCGUCGGUAUACCUUGGCUGAUGUUGCUUCUCUUCUUGGUCUGCAUUGGCUCGAAGUUUGUGAAGCUAAAAUCACCCGCCGACGAUGUGGUGCUGUCUAUGCUAUCCAAAAACGAAAAGGAAAGAGAUGACAAUGAGGCACUGUUCUGGCCAAUCGUCAAUCGGGGUGGGGCAUUCGAUGCGCCGGAAAACUCACUCGCGGCCAUCAAUCAGUGUCUGGCGCAAAGGUGUCAAAAGAUACUGCUCGAUCUCGGCAUUACCAGCGAUGGGAAAGCGAUCAUACUCCACAGAUCGACACUCGAGAAAGCGAACGUAAACGAACCGAUGCAGAAGCUGGAUUAUAGUUUUUUCGACAACUUUAACAUUAGUGAACAUCAUCCGCUGGGCCAACUGUUCCAGCCUGAGAAGGUGCUAACGUUCGAGAAGCUGUUGAAACUGUUGGAAUCCUCCGAGGUGACCGUAUUUCUAUUGGCCUCCCAAAUCAACUCCUCGCUGUUGGAGAUUGUACGCGAAACGGCUUCAAAGUGUCCCAUUUUUACGAAACGGAUCGUUUUCUGUUGCUCUUCACCGUCGGCAAUCUAUCAGCUUCGCCAGCACUGUCCGGAUCUGGUGUGUGGGUUGUGGAUGGAAAGGUCCUGCUUUACCAUACUGCCACGCUAUCUGAAUACCUCUACGAUACUGCUAUCCAUUGUUGGUGCCAUCUAUCGAAACAUUAUAGCACCCGUGAUCGGUGUUAGUCUAGUCUUUAUCCAUAAGGAUGAGUUUAAUGCACAAAUCUCAACACUGUGGAAGAACGUCGGCGUUCGGCCUAUUGUUUACACAAUAAAUUCGCCGAACGAAAAGCGCUACUUUCAGCAGGUGACCAAAACGCUCUAUCUCACGGAUUCGCUCCGCUCCGAACCGCAGCUAAUAUUCAAACCCAAACGAAAGUAAAAUCAUAGUCAUACACGUCGUCACACGACCACUCGAACUCUGUUAUCGAACACUUAAUUUAAGCUAAAUGUAUGUUUUUGUAUUUUGUGUCUUGCGUUAAGCUAUGGAAGGGCUUCCGAUACGAUACGUUGCACGCGCAACGCGUACGUUCUGGAACGCCCCGUUUUAUGUUUAUUAUCGGCUUUAUAACACGUUUGCAAAGCGAAUCGACCCAGUUUAAGGUAGGCAGCAACCGAUGAGGCCUCGUUGGCGUAUUUAUUUAUUCAGUCUCAGGUGUCUGUAUCCUAACGCAACCUCACGGCCAAGUAUUAGCUGGAUAACGGGAUGUGCAGCAUCAUAAUAGUCAAAUGCAUUUCAAGAAUCGAUCUUAGUUUGGUUUUAAGCUCAACUGCGUGACGAUGUGCGCACUCAGAAUCAACACUGUAAUGCCUAUGUUGUCGAAAUAAACUGUACGCGUGCAACGCUACUACGUGGUACGGUACACAGCAUGUGC
Messenger RNA from Anopheles moucheti, 1957 nucleotides. Its product is annotated as glycerophosphodiester phosphodiesterase 1. Gene Ontology annotation, biological process: lipid metabolic process. The record is from RefSeq and is a predicted model, not a curated record. NCBI's taxonomy places the organism in Eukaryota, Metazoa, Arthropoda, Insecta, Diptera, Culicidae. Bases 418 to 1464 code for a protein of 348 amino acids. Gene Ontology annotation, molecular function: phosphoric diester hydrolase activity. The transcript is spliced from 4 exons.